AUAUACACGGUUCCACCAGUUCCACUAUCGGCCACUUCUCAACAACAAGCCGGACUUGACUCACUCACUCCCCUUUUUUCUCUCUCUGCGGUGCCCCUUUUUUUUGUGUUUUGUUUUCUCCCUUUUCUUUUCUUGUUCGGAACAUUUUGGCCGGACCUCAGUUCUUUCUCUCUGUGCGUUGUGUUGUGUGUUGUGUGUCUUUGUGCGACGUGUGUGUGCGUGUUUAAGGGAGGAGAAGAAUACGGGGCGCAACGAAAAUAGACGCGUAUUCAAAUUAAAUCAAAACGAUACGUUUGCAACAAAAAAAAAAAUACAAAACACAAAACAAAGGGAGGGAAACUUGUUGAUGUGAGUCCCGUUUGCACUUUGGUGCGUUACCUAAAGUUGUAAAGCGUUUCAAAGGGGGAAGGGGAGAGUGUGUGAGAAAAGAAAUCGAAGAUGCGAAGUCAAACGACGACGACGACGACGGCAAACAGCCGGAAACGAGUGCGUGAAUCGGCAAACAGCGUCCGAUCGACUCGUCUCAAAACGGGACGUCACGCGCGGCCUUCGCUGGCCCCCGAAUUGGAUAUGAAAAUGGACGACAUGGACGACGAAAUGACGACCAUUUUGCACUUGGAAGAAUUGGAAGAAGAAGAAGAAUCGUUCAAGAAGAAGAAAAAAAUGAUGACCAUCAAGAAGAGCCCAAAAAUCGUUCAACAUCCAGCAGCCACAGCCGCUGCCGCAGCCGCCGCGGUCAUCGGCCCUUUGUCAGAUGGAAGGGCAUCAAGCGAGCAAGACCAGACUGCAAUCGUGACGCCAUCCAAAAACCGAAAACAGGCGCUGCUUCAGCAACAGCAGGUCGCUAAUGGCUUUCCGGUGACCGUGUUUCCACCUGCCGCCGAUAACAAUAACAGCACUCCUGCCGGACCCUUUCAGCAACGCCUCACCAAUAACAACAACAACAACAACAGCAACAACAAUAAGAACAGUAAAGGAGUUGCCAACAGCAAGCCGGAACACAAACCGGCCGUCAUCAUCGCAAACCGAACAGCUAAAGAAGCUCCUCCUCUUUCUUCUUCUUCUUCUUCUUCUGUUUCGACCAGACGGGACGGUGAUGAAGCGACAGCGGCCAUCGUUGCGGUCACAUCAGCCGCCGUGUCCAUUCGCCGACAACAAAUGAAAGACGCUUUCCAGCCUUGGGUUAUGCAGACGUACGGAGAUGCGGCCAAAACCAAGACGAUUUCACGUCGCAAAUCGGAGCGAAUCGCCCGCAUUUUGAGGGGCGAGGACCGAUCGAACGGGGCCGACUCGUCUAAAUUUCGUUUCUGGGUACGAGCCAAAGGUUUCCGUCUCGGUGCAAAUGGAACUGCUGGCAACCCAACAGACUCCUCCUCCUCCUCCUCCUCUUCUUCUUCUUCUUCCAUUUCAUCGGACCUCAUAUCAGCAGAGGGUUCGCCUUUUCCUGGAAACGGCGGCAACGACCCGACGGCACACGACGACCUCUACGUCGUCACCAGCACCACAAAGGACGAAGCAGGCGGAGAAGAUCGGCCCGUCUACAAAAAAGUGGCCGUCGUCGAAGACUUCUUCGACAUUAUUUAUAGAGAGCACGUCGAAUUCAUGAGCAACAGCGGCGGACGACCGCCAACGGGCAAACACGCCGGACAGAAACGGACGUAUCGCGCUAUAACAGAAAUUUACGCGUUCCUGCCGCGAGAGGCUGUCACGAGAUUCUUAAUGCAAUGCGCCGAUUGCCAACGACGCGGCAACGGCGCUUCAUCCGCCGCCAACGUGAUCCUUCCAUCGUCCAGCCAACUCGUCGCAGGAGCACAAGGACCAGCCUCUACUCCUACUCCUACACCCAACAGCGUCCUGCCCAAUCAAAGCGUUUCGCCUGGGUCACCGACUCCCCCGGCAUCCCCGCACACCCCGGCCAACGUAACGGCCACGGCUGCUCCUGCCACCGUCAAGUUGCACCACCACCACCACCACCUCCCACCGACGCCGCCGCAGUCCAGCCGCCAUAGCGAUAGCUGGUCUCAACAACAGCAGCAACUUCGGCUGUUGGGGUUGGGCCAAGCUACUCCCAUCCCUCCUACCCCAUCGACGCUGCUGAUGGGUUUGGCCGUGACGACAAACAACAUCGACCUGAGUCUGCCAUUGACCAGCACGCUCCUCAAACGCGCCACAUUGGCCGGUGUGUCCCAUCAACAACUUUUAGGACUGGAUCGUGCCGAGUCGUCAUUUAGCUCGGCUGGAAUAUCUAGUCAGCAACUACCCCGAGGCAUGACAGCUGGAUAUCCAGUGGAUCAUCAAGAGAUCAAUCCAGUGUCACAACAACAAUAUCAGAGCUCUUCUUCUUCCACGUCGAAUUGCAACGCAACGAUGACAACAGCCUAUACGACCAACGAUCCCACCAGCCCCAUCACGUUGGAUUUGUCUUUGUCAAAAACGUCGACCACCGAUGUCGCCAUGUGUGACGAUCAUUCCCCAAACGGAACUGUCAAAGACGAGGACGACGAAGAUGACGACGAUGUUGAUGACAGGAUCGACACCCAGCAAGAUCCAGAACGUCUCAAAGCUUUCAAUAUGUUUGUUCGACUAUUUGUUGACGAAAAUCUAGACCGGAUGGUCCCCAUUUCACGACAGCCACGUGAGAAAAUUCAAGCAAUUAUCGAUUCGUGUUUACGUCAGUUUCCAGAAUUUGGCGAAAGAGCGCGCAAACGUAUACGUACCUAUUUGAAGUCGUGUAGACGCCAUAAGCGAACGAGGGAUCAUCCAGAUGCUCCGUAUUCAGUGGCUGGUGCGUUGCCAUCUCCGAAUAGACCAAUGCCAUCUCACUUGACGUCGGUCGUGGCUGAACAAAUCCUAGCACAGGCCUGUGAAAAUGAGAAUCAAAAUGCCAAACGGUUACGUCUAGGACUCGAACCAAUCAGCCAGCCUUUACCACCACCAACAACUAAUAACGAGGGAUCAAAUGUUUCAAACAGCCCAACAACAUUUGCACAACAAUCGGAAGCAGCCCAGAGUUCACAGUCUACCAUGAUACCAACUUCAUCUGGAAUAAAUCUGUCCUCUAGCCAAACGACCAAUUUGUUCCGACCGGCAUUCGGGCCAUACCAGAGAUCCAGCAAUAAUGGAAAUUCUCAACCAACAACUUCCAUUAAUCAAGGUCCGACAGAUUUGAGUACAAAAUCCCGGCCGGCUUCUGCUAUUUUGGCGCCAGCAACAACAAAUGGCUUACCCAGUCGCUCGUCGCCAUUGCAACCACAUAAACUGAAUGCUGCAGAAAUUCUGGCUGUUCGUCAGUUAGUCACUGGAUACAGAGAAUCGGCAGCUUUUUUGCUUCGAUCAGCAGACGAGUUGGAACAAUUGCUACACCAACAGCAAUCAACAAAUUGAAAGCAAACGUUUUCAAUGUCAAUUUUACACGUCUUCGCGAGAAAUUUAUAUUAUAAAAUAGAUUAUAUGUAUGUGUUUAUUUUGUGUCUCGGCAACAAUGUGCAAUUUUCGAAAAACAAGCUAGAAAAAGAAAGAAAAUUCAUUGUUUUUUUCCCUGGUUGGAGUGAGCCAAAUUUUCUUCCUAUUCCCCAAGGUUCGAAUCCAGAUAAAAAGUUCCUCUGUCGCUGUUCAACAACUCCUUAUACGUAUUUGCUUGUUCUACAGAAAGAUCAAAGAAUGUUUGUACACAUGUUUGUAAACAAUUAACUAUUAAUAAAAGUCGAAAUAACCGAA
Daphnia magna is the source of this 3717-nucleotide messenger RNA. Its product is annotated as nucleolar protein 4. The transcript is spliced from 8 exons. NCBI's taxonomy places the organism in Eukaryota, Metazoa, Arthropoda, Branchiopoda, Diplostraca, Daphniidae. Bases 439 to 3384 code for a protein of 981 amino acids. The record is from RefSeq and is a predicted model, not a curated record.